CCCUGAUGUUUGGUCCGGACCCUUGGCGUCACUUCCAAGCUACGAAGCUCCAACGCAACAAACUGAUUUACAACCCACUGACAAAUAGUAAUUUAAACAUAACUCUUGUGCUUUUAUAUCUGAAUAUAGACCAGGAUUUAGUGGCCAAACAAGUGCAUAUUUGGUGUAACUCGUUCGUCGUGCGUGAAGUUAAAUGCACAUUUGGGAUUUUAACCUCGCGUGGGCCGCGGGGGCGGACUGUUUGACCCACAGACUACGGCACUUUUUUGGAGAUGUCGACACUCGAGCUCCGGGCCGUUUGUCGUUCUUUGGCAGGUGACGCCGGCUGUCUCGUCUCCCAGCGCCGUUUAUCGUACCGGGAAACAUGUGGGAGUCAUUCUUCGUUCAUCCCUCCUUUAGACGCGCAAACAGCUGCUGCAGCUGUAAAUCCUCCCAUCAGGACCAGUGACGUGACUCCUUCAGCCGGACACACAGACUGCUGUCUCCCCCCCGCCCCCCCGUGGUUAUUAUUUCAGGCUGAUCACUUGAGCUUUGCGAUCAGUGACCCUCUGAGCUCACAGCCGACUCGUCCUCCUCGUCGCUCCGUCCUCUCGUGUCUCUCGGGCUUCACACCCUCCACCAUGCGGUCUCUGCUGGAGAGCAGCUGGAUGAAGUUUGGGCCGGCGGGCCGGGACUCUCUGGACUGGUCCCCUGGUCCCUCGGCGCUGCCCUUCCCCAGCGGACAGGCUGCGGGCCAGAGCUCAGGUGAGGCCAUCAUCAGCGCGGGAUCCAUCACCGCCAUCACCGUAGCAACCGUCUCCCUCCUCCUCCUCCUCCUCUUCAGCGGCCUCGGCCUCCUGAUGUGGCGCCGCAGGCGCGGCUUCAGCUUCAACAGCAAACUGGGGUUGGCCAACGUGAUCGCCCUGGAGGACCUGCAGGACCCGGAGAGGAACUGCGAGCUGCUGUCCUCCAUCCGACGCAGCCAGAGGCACCGGGCGCCCAGCGCCAGCUCCGAGCAGCAGGACCCCUCGGACGGCGUCUUCCUCAUGGUCUACCUGCCCUCGCCGUACGAACACACGCUCACCAGGAUCGCCAGAGCCGCCAGCACGAGCAGCUCCCACGAGCUGCUUCCGCCGAGUCCCGGGCCGGAGACGGGCGGCCGGGACGAAGAAGACGGGACGAAGCUGAGCGACGAGGCGACCCGAGAGGAAGAAAUCAAGGCCGACUGAAAUCAAGGCGGGAGUACGACAACACAUCAGGAAAACAUCAUCGAACCUUCCUACCCACCGAGAGGCGUCGAGGAGAGACGACCGGGAUCGAGACCCCAGCACCUGUCUUCAAGCAGCCCUUUGGAUGAUGCAGUGAGUCUCCUUCCAAACAGACGAGUUGAUGCUGGCUGAACGCCCGUGACUCUGAUACAAAAUGACUGGUUUCAUUUUCCCAGGCGGCCUUGAUGGUCUUUCACAGGAAUCAAACCGACUGAUAUUUCAGAUGACAGUCCUCUGAGACCCCGUCUGUGCUCUGCUGCCCUUGUAACAAGUACACUAUAGAAAUGCCUGAAGUGUAGAAUGGACUGAGUGCUUUAAAAUAACUUUACUCAUCACACUUUCGCUUGUGCUGUUUGCACCUAGGAUUGUAUAAAUGUACAUGUGGAUUGAAAUCAUUCUAUUUUCUACUCUAAUACUCAAUGUGUAUUUCACUGUAGCAUCCUUAUAGAGAUGUAUUUUGUAAUGUUGAUAUUUGCUGUUUGAUAUUCACGGUCUCGUUGUCUCAUUGUUUGACCUCUUGAUACAAUGAUUCACAAUAAAGUGAAGGAGAAAGUGGA
Gasterosteus aculeatus aculeatus (three-spined stickleback) is the source of this 1804-nucleotide messenger RNA. RefSeq names its product small integral membrane protein 28 (gene smim28). The record is from RefSeq and is a predicted model, not a curated record. Lineage: Eukaryota; Metazoa; Chordata; Actinopteri; Perciformes; Gasterosteidae.